GCAAACAAACGCUGUAUGAAGCAUCGUCAGGUUUCUGAGACGAGCACGGUGUCGACUCUCGCGCUCAUUAUCUCUGUGGAAGAGCUGAGAGUGGCUGUGCGUCUCUGAGCCGAUGGGCUACGGCAGGAUUUUCUCAGCGCCGCUUGUUUUGAAGUUAAUUUGACGAACUUUCCGAAGAGAAACGACGCUCAAUAUGAAAUGUAACGUUAAAAAAAUGCGCGGUUAUGAUUUAAUUUAGACUCACUUGCCUCUUAGUCCUGCUCGCUGUCAGAGACAAAGAGAAGCCCUUCUGCUGCGCUUGUGGAUGGAUAUAUGAGCACUUGGGCGGUAGUCUACGGGCUUGUAGUCACUGUGGCUGGCAGGCACAAGUUGGGGGGCACCGAAAGGAGUUUGUAAGACUUACCAAUGUGAAGAACACUUCAGAACCAAGGACAGAUCCAAACCGGUGCCUGGCAAAGAUGCCCAAAGUGAACAACAUCUGGAAUCUGCUCGUCACAUUAAGCUCUUCACGUUUCUAACGUACUGAAGCUCGGCUUGCGCAAAGAAACCCUUCAAAUCCAUUCGGGAAGAAACACCUAGUGCUACUAACAGGAAAUAUUAAAGAUGCUGCACUCACUGACAGAGGACUUGAAAGACAUCUGCCUCCAAAUUGUUUGAACCUCUUCUGCUCUCCACUUCAACCUGCUAAAUCAAGCUACCUGGUCCUGCCAUGCUGAGUGCAGUGCUCUGCCCCAAGUCGCAGGCCAAUUCUGCACAUUACUGGCCUCUCCAUGUGUUCCUUCUCGAGCUGCUGAUACCAGGAGUCCUGCUUAGUAUUUCCAGACUGCCCCCUUCAGCCAAACGUGAGAUCAUCGUCGAUGGGGACUUGGUGAUUGGAGGCCUGUUCCCGGUGCACGAAAAAGGCGAUGGAAUGGAAGACUGUGGUAAGAUCAAUGAGGGGAGAGGGAUCCAGAGACUGGAAGCCAUGCUGCUGGCACUUGAUGAGAUUAACUCCAGCGAUCGCAUCCUUCCUGGUCUCCAGCUGGGGGCUCACAUCCUGGACACCUGCUCGAAAGACACUUAUGCUCUGGAGCAGUCGCUAGAUUUUGUAAGAGCAUCCCUCACUAAGGUGCACGACCCAGGUUUCAUCUGCCCAGACGGCUCGAGACCAAUUCAAAAUGAGGUUCCACUGGCCAUCUCAGGGGUUAUUGGAGGAUCUUACAGUGAUGUUUCAAUUCAGGUGGCUAACCUCCUGCGACUGUUCCAGAUCCCUCAGAUCAGCUAUGCCUCUACUAGUGCAAAGCUCAGUGAUAAAACCCGCUAUGACUACUUCGCCCGCACCGUGCCCCCUGACUUCUACCAAGCUAAAGCAAUGGCUGAGAUUCUGCGUUACUUUAACUGGACAUACGUGUCAACAGUAGCAUCAGAGGGUGACUAUGGUGAAACAGGCAUUGACGCCUUCCAGCAGGAGGCCCGCUCUCGCCAAAUCUGCAUUGCCACUUCAGCCAAAGUGAGUCGUUCCAUGAACCGCCAGGGCUAUGAGAAUGUGAUCCGCUCCUUGCAACAAAAGUCUAACGCAAAGGUUGUCAUCCUGUUCACGCGCAGUGAGGACGCUCGCGAGCUCCUUGUGGCUGCUGCCAGAAUGAAUGUCACUUUCACUUGGGUGGCCAGUGAUGGGUGGGGAGCACAGGAGGGUGUGGUGAGGGGCAGCGAGACUGCAGCAGAUGGAGCUUUCACCAUUGAACUAGCCUCCUAUCCUGUCAGAGAGUUUGAAGACUACUUUACCAAACUGAACCCAUCGACCAAUAUGAGGAACCCGUGGUUCAGGGAGUUCUGGGAGCACCGGUUUGACUGCAGCCUACAGGAGCCUGGCUGUGCUGACUACAGCUUACGAGAUGGAACUUUCGAACAGGAAUCCAAAAUCAUGUUUGUGGUGAACGCAGUCUAUGCGAUGGCCUAUGCCCUGCACAACAUGAGGCAAGCAGUGUGCUCCAACACAUCUAAGGUCUGCGAUGCUAUGAAACCAGGUAAUGGCAAAAGGUUCUACAAGGAGUUCAUCUUGAAGACCAAAUUUGAAGCACCAUUCAAACCUGCAGACACAGAGAACAUGGUGCGCUUUGAUUCAGUUGGUGAUGGCAUAAGCCGCUACAACAUCUUUCAUUACCACAAAGAAGAGGGGAAGUUCGUCUACAAGAAAGUUGGUUACUGGGACCAGAACCUGACCUUGAAUACCACCAUGGUGCCCUGGCGUGGUGAUGUGCCACCAACCUCCCAAUGUAGUGACCCUUGCAGGAAGAAUGAAGUGAAGAGCAUGCAGCCUGGUGAUGUGUGCUGCUGGAUCUGUAUUCCCUGUCAGUCCUACCAGUACCUGCAGGAUGAGUUCACCUGUGCUGACUGUAGUUUCGGUCAGUGGCCUCUGGCUAACUUGACUGGCUGCUAUGAUCUGCCUGAAGAAUACAUCCGGUGGGAGGAUGCCUGGGCUAUUGGGCCUGUUACCAUUUCUUGCCUUGGCAUACUGUGUACCCUGUCAGUAGUAGGCGUAUUCUUCAAGCACAAUGAAACACCGGUGGUUAAAGCAAGUGGACGUGAGCUCUCCUACAUCCUGUUGUUGGGAGUGCUGAUGUGCUACAGCAUGACCUUUAUCUACAUCACCAAGCCUUCCACAGCUGUUUGCACCCUACGCCGUCUAGGCCUGGGGACCUCCUUCGCAGUAUGUUACUCAGCUCUCCUAACCAAGACGAACCGCAUCGCUCGCAUCUUCAGUGGGGUAAAGGAUGGAGCGCAGCGGCCACGUUUCAUCAGCCCGGCCUCCCAGGUAGCAAUCUGUGGUGCUCUUAUCUCCUGCCAGCUUCUAGUGGCUGUUAUCUGGCUGCUUGUGGAGGUGCCAGGGGUUCGAAAGGAGGUGAGCCCAGAGAGGAGAAACAUUGUUACGCUCAAGUGCAACAGUAGGGACACCAGCAUGCUCAUCUCUCUCACCUACAAUUGCAUUCUCAUCAUCCUCUGCACCGUCUACGCUUUCAAGACAAGAAAGUGUCCCGAAAACUUCAACGAGGCCAAGUUCAUUGGGUUUACCAUGUACACCACCUGCAUCAUCUGGCUUGCCUUUCAGCCUAUCUUCUACGUCACAGCCAGUGACUACAGGGUACAGACCACCACCAUGUGCAUCUCCGUCAGUCUGAGUGGCUCCGUGGUUCUCGGGUGCCUCUUCGCCCCAAAGGUCCACAUCAUUCUUUUUCAGCCCCAGAAAAAUGUGGCCACACUAAGAGUCACAACCAACCGCUUCAGUACCACAGUUUCUACGUCUGCCUCUGCCCCCAGCUCCAGCUUCUCAAAAGGAUCAGCCUCCAACUAUGUGCCAGCAGUUUGCAACGGGCGAGAAGUGGUGGACUCCACAACAUCCUCUUUGUGAAAAACAUUCCUCUCUAAGCAGAAGCAACCAUCCUGUCAUCAAUCAUCCUUCCAUCCAACAGAGCUGUGUAUGACAGAGCCCCCAUGGCAUCUAACAUGUUGCAGAGAGAUAACUAGACUGACGGUGGCAAUGGUAACUCUAACUGUGAAAGCGUAACGAUGUUCUUACAGUGAGCAGUAUGUAUCAACUGUAAAGCCUUUUUUUUUGUAUAGAUUUAAUAUGCUGUGAUCUCCUUGGUUUACAGAUAGAUGUGAUUAAAUGCACCGUGCCUUGUCCUAAAGAGUCUUGUUGUCAAAUGGGUGGUUGUGAAGCAAUAGUGUUAUACAAAAACAAAAGGCUGUUCUUAUUGUGUUCUUACAGUGCUGUGAAUAUAUCCAGAUGUUUAGACAUUGACAAAAUAAUGCUUUGAGAUAAAGUUAGCCCUUCUGUUAAGCAAAAUGUGUGACUAACUAUAGUGAACGUGAUGAAAACUAGGCAACUAGACAACGUAAAGGACGUGUGUUAAUGUAGACUGGUAUAGCAGUGUGUGCUUACUUGUAAUUUAUGUAAAUAAAAUGUUCUUUUUUAAUAUUAAAAGGUCAAAUUCCA
Neolamprologus brichardi is the source of this 3976-nucleotide messenger RNA. RefSeq names its product glutamate receptor, metabotropic 2b (gene grm2b). Gene Ontology annotation, molecular function: G protein-coupled receptor activity. Gene Ontology annotation, cellular component: membrane. Gene Ontology annotation, biological process: G protein-coupled receptor signaling pathway. Lineage: Eukaryota; Metazoa; Chordata; Actinopteri; Cichliformes; Cichlidae. The record is from RefSeq and is a predicted model, not a curated record.